AUGCCUACAGAAGGAGUCUACUACACCCCCAACGGCAAAAAAACCGUCAUCCCCCUCGAAAACAACCCCGACGUCUUCACCUCCCUCAUCCACGACCUCGGCAUCUCUCCCGAGCUAGGCUUCUUCGACGUCUACAGCCUCGACGAGCCCUCCCUCCUCUCCCUGGUGCCCCGCCCCGCGCUCGCCUUAAUCUUCAUCUCUCCGGCGCCAAUGUACUACGCCGUCCGUUCCGCCGACGGCACGAAGCUCGCCAAGGAAGACGGGGUGACGUAUGCUGGGUCCGGGUCGGAGGAGCCUGUGAUUUGGUUUCGGCAGACGAUUGGGAAUGCGUGUGGGUUGUAUGCACUCAUUCACGCCGUGGGCAACGGGCCCGCGAGGGAGUUUGUGCAGGAGGGGUCGUUGAUUGAGAGUCUGCUCAAAGAGGCGGAGCCGUUGAAGUGGGAGGAGAGGGCUGAUGUGUUGUAUAAUAGCCUACCGCUGGAAGAGGCGCAUAUGAAGGCUGCGAGGAGGGGAGAUACGGCGGCGCCGCCUGCGGAGGAGAAGCCUGGGUAUCAUUUUAUUGCGUUUGUGAAAGGAAAGGAUGGGCAUUUGUGGGAGUUGGAGGGCGGGUCGGAUGGGCCUGUUGAUCGGGGGUUGUUGGAGGAGGGGGAGGAUAUGUUGAGUGAGGGUGCGUUGGAGAGGGGGGUGAAGAGGUUUAUUGGGUUUGCGGAUGGGAACUUGGAGUUUAGUAUUGUUGCGUUGGCGAAGAGGGAGGAGUGA
Colletotrichum abscissum is the source of this 759-nucleotide messenger RNA. Its product is annotated as ubiquitin carboxyl-terminal hydrolase, family 1. The coding region runs from base 1 to 759 and encodes 252 amino acids. The transcript has a single exon. Gene Ontology annotation, molecular function: cysteine-type deubiquitinase activity. The record is from RefSeq and is a predicted model, not a curated record. Gene Ontology annotation, biological process: protein deubiquitination; ubiquitin-dependent protein catabolic process. NCBI's taxonomy places the organism in Eukaryota, Fungi, Ascomycota, Sordariomycetes, Glomerellales, Glomerellaceae. Gene Ontology annotation, cellular component: cytoplasm.